Cladocopium goreaui is the source of this 462-nucleotide messenger RNA. NCBI's taxonomy places the organism in Eukaryota, Dinophyceae, Suessiales, Symbiodiniaceae. The record is from the annotation of a GenBank genome assembly.
GAGGCAGAGAAAUCGGACCUGGCGGAAGCGGCGGAGCCGGGAACGAGCAACGCUUCAGGCCCGCGUGCCGCCGACCUCCUGGGCAAGGUCUUCAAAGGCACGGUGAAGAGUUUCAACGUGGCGCGGGGCUUCGGCUUCCUCACCUGCCCCGAGCUGAAGGGCACACCGUUCUCAGGCCGCGACAUUUACGUGAGCCUUGCACAGGUUCCAGAUCAACGGCCCUUGACCACCGGGCAUGAGGUGGAGUUCACCUUUGCAGUGAAUCAACAGGGGCAGCCGCAAGGGAAGGAUCUGAAGAUGAUGAACAGCUCCCCAGAACUCAAUUAUCUGGGUGAGCUCCCCACAGCGCAGAGCGUAGGCGACAAGCUGUUACGACGCGUCGACUGAACAGCGCAGCGGCGCAGCGCGGACCUUUCGGACGCGAGAAGGUCACCAUGGGUCAACGAAGCAGCAGAACAUGGG